This is a messenger RNA of Oppia nitens, 445 nucleotides long. RefSeq names its product COX assembly mitochondrial protein homolog. Lineage: Eukaryota; Metazoa; Arthropoda; Arachnida; Sarcoptiformes; Oppiidae. Bases 66 to 416 code for a protein of 116 amino acids. The record is from RefSeq and is a predicted model, not a curated record. Gene Ontology annotation, cellular component: mitochondrion. The transcript is spliced from 3 exons.
UUUUUAAAAUUGAUUAAAGAAAUUAAAUUAAUAAAACAAUUGUUGAGAUAAUAACAUUACCACUGAUGGCAUCUGUUUUAUCACCAAAUCAGUCAACAGGGCCUAAAGGGUUGGGAGAUCCCGAGGACAAGACAUUAAGGAAAGUGGAAGAAGAAGUGUUAAUUCCGAAGAUAAUGCGAGACUUGGCUAAGAAGGAGAAGUGUACCGAAUUUGUCAAAGCUUUUGAAGAAUGUUGUAAAAAGAGUUCACUGUUGAUGGUUGUCAAGUGUCGCACAGAAAAUACAAGACUCAAGAAUUGUCUCAGCGAUUGGUAUAAUAAUGAAGACUUCAGACAUCACUGUCAGGAGAUAUACUUAAAUGAGAGGUCAGAAUAUAGACGAACUGGUGUUAAAUCAAAGACAAAGAGGAUGUCUUAAAUAAAUCAUUUUUUCAGACGUAUUAAAAU